UAACAGAAUCAGUGAAAGACCGCACCCAGUAGGAUGAACAAUCAGUGUGCGAAAGACAACAAACUGUGCAAAAUACAAAGGAGAAAAUAAUAAUAAUAAUAAUAAUAAUAAGCAAUAAAUAUUGAGAACACGAGAUGAAGAGUUCUUGAAAGUGAGUCCGUAAAUUGUGGGAACAGUUCAGUGUUGGGGCAAGUGAAGUUGAGUCAAGUUAUCCCCCCUGGAUAAAGAGUCUGAUGGUUGAGGGUUAAUAACUAUUCCAGAACCUGGUGGUGUGAGUUCUCACGCUCUUCUUCCUGAUGACAGCAGUGAGAAAGGGGGCAUGUCCUGUAUGGUGGGGGUCCCCGGUGGUGGAUGCUGCGUUCCCAUGAUGUACUGGUCUUGUAGUAUUUUCUGUUCAAGAGCAUUAGGACCUAGAUGAGGAAAAACUUCUUCACACAGAGAGUGGUGAAUCUGUGGAAUUCUCUGCCACAGGAAACAGUUGAGGCCGGUUCAUUGGCUAUAUUUAAGAGGAAGUUAGAUAUGGCCCUUGUGGCUAAAGGGAUCAGGGGGUAUGGAGAGAAAGCAGGUACAGGGUUCUGAGUUGGAUGAUCAGCCAUGAUCAUACUGAAUGGCAGUGCAGGCUCGAAGGGCUGAAUGGCCUACUCCUGCACCUAUUUUCAAUGUUUCUGUUAGUGUUUUCAUGCCAGGCCGUGAUACAACCAGUCAAUCACACCUCUAUAGAAAUAUCAGCUUUAGGUGUUGUGCCAAAUAUCCGCAAACUCCUAAUGAAGUACAGGCACUGCAAUUCUACCUUCUUCAUUACACUUACAUGCUGGGCCCAGGGCAGGUCCUCCAAAAUGAUAACACUGAGGAAUUUAACAUUGCUGACACUCUGAUCCCCACGUGAGAAUUGCCUUGUGGACCUCUGGUUUCCUCUUCCUAAAAUCAAUAAUCAGCUCCUUGGCUUGCUAACAUUGAGUGAGAGAUUGUUGUGGCACCACUCAGCCAGAUUUUCCAUCUCCCUCCUGUAUGCUGAUUCAUCACCCCCAUUGAUUCAGCCUAUAACAGUGGUGUCAUCAGCAAACCUGAAUACGGCAUUGGAGCUGUGCUUAGCCUUGGAGUCAUAGUGAGUGGAGCAGGGGGAUGAGCACAGGGUCUUGUGGCGUACCUGUGCUGAUGGAGAUGCUGCCAAUCUGAAAUGACCGCGGUCUUCAAGUAAGGAGAUCGAGGAGCUAGUUAUACAAGGAGGUAUUGAGGCCCAGUUUUUGAGGUUUAUUGAUUAGUUUUGAGAGGCUGAUAGUAUAGAAUGCUGAGCUGAUAUCGAUAAAGAGCAUCCUGAUGCGUGUAUCUUUGCUGUCCAGAUGUUCCAGGGUUGAGUGAAGAGUCAAUGAAGUUGCAUCUGCUGUGGACCUGUUGUGCCAGGAGGCAAACUGGAGUGGAUCCAAGUUGUUUCUCAGGCAGGAGUUGAUGUGCUUCAUCACCACCCUGCCCAAACACUUAGUCUCUGUGGAUGUAAGUGCUCUUGGACAACAGUCAUUGAGGCAGGUUACCACAUAGUGGGCUGUACAUUCAGCUGUACCAGUUAAGACGGUAAUUUUAAGGAGAAUUCACAAUGACUACCCAGCACUUUUUUCCCGUUUCUGUUCUAUAACCCCAGGUUUUGGAUCUCCUAAUAACUGGUUCUGCUUGCGUCACUAUCACUUCAAUUGAUGGAUAGCUCCAGUUCCAGGUGGACUGGCCACCCUCAGCUGCUGCCUAGCUGAGCCGCUCAGCAGCAGUAACUCCCCUCUCUGGUGUAGCCGGUGCUCAGCGGGUUCUGCCACACCCCUUUAGGUGGAUGUGUUUACCUGUCUCUUCAAUCCAAUGAGAUGGUCAUCACAUGUUCCAGCCUGGUUCUAUACCGAGUGUUUUAACUGAAACACUUGGGUGUUUCUGUUUCCAUAAUGUUUAAUCUUAUAUGCAUCAUCUCCCAAGUGACGUGAAGCAAGAGCGUUAUAAGCCUGAUACUGGUCCUCCCUGGGGGUACAGCAAGAUCCCAUUCCCGUGAACUGUUCGUAACAGACAGUUCACAAGCCAAGUACGCACAGGGCAGACGAUGCCCGCAGCUCCACAACAGCAGCGAGGGAAACGGCUGCUAUCAGCAACCCGGCUUCCAUUCCGCCGCUGCCCGCUUGUACGUUCCCACUCUGAUCGCCGUGGGUUUCCCCCGGGUGCCCGGAUCUCCUCCCACCCUCCAAAGACGGUUAAAUGGUCACGUGGGUGUAACCGGGAGGCACAGACUCGUUGGGCCGGAGGGGCCUGUUACUGUGCUGUACCUUGAAAGCUUGAAGUUGACAUGUAAUAUGUUAACUUCCAUAGAUCUGUAAGGUGGUGGGAGGCAUAAUACACUGUGUGUGUGUGUGUGUGUGUGGGUGGGGUGUCAUUUCUAAUAUAUAGUCAAAGCCAGGCAUCUUCCACAGGUUUUCUGUGCAGACUGCCCCAUAUUAAUACACAGUAAUAUUGCAGCUUCCCGGUAUUACAGUGUAUCAUCUGAAAUUGUUUAUGUAGAUUCUUCACAAAAUCCAAACAUUUUGGUUUUGUACACUUGCAAUAAAAUGUCACCGUAGAGUAUGUUAGUGUGUAUGUAUGUGUGAGACGGUGUGUGAUCAGGAGAAAAAGAACUUACUGCAUUUUUAAUCAUCUAGUAACAAUGUUAUGACAAAGUAAUGUGUGAGCUUCCUCAUCCUGGGUGAGAAUUAGCAAAACCUGGUCAACUACAGAAUAUAAAGAGCUCAGAAAGAUGGAAAAAAACUCAAUGGAUGAUGAAGGACUUUCUGUAGGACAUAAAUAUUGAUCCAGUAAAUAGUUGGAGUAACAAGUUUAUCGUGGAGAUUGCGGAGUGGCGCAGAUACAAACAUUGUCUCCGUUUUCACGGAGAGUGGGAAUUGUGAUUGUAGAGCUGUUAACAAGGAUCAUUAUUCUGCAGAACUGGUUACUGUGCAGAGGUAAAAAAUAUUAGCAGUUGCUCUCAGCUGAGAAUAGUGAGCAGGCUGUACACUGGAGAGUAACGUUAUUUGUAGGAAAUUAUGGGACAGCCUUUCUUGUUUCAAUUGGUAGAGGAACUAUCAGUUCUUAAGUCCUGAUGAAGGGUCUCAGUACAAAACGUCGGCUCUUUAUUCCUCUCCGAAGAUGCUGCCUGACCUGCUGAGUUCUUCCAGCGUUUUGUGCAUGUGUGUGUGCACGAGUGUGUGUGUUGCAGUCAGUUAUUAUUAUUUGAGAGUCAGUUGGCACAUUUAUCCAAAAGUGAAGCGAUGAAUAGUUUCUGUGUUCCUUCAAAGAGUUCUGAGAAAUGGAUUGCCUCUGGUUCAUCCACACAGGAUGAGUUGGGGACUGGAGCUUCAUGGGUGGAGAGGAAUAGCUGGAAAGCAAGGGGUGAAGCUACUUAUCAGACAAGAAAGCUAGAAUGAGUGGAUUCGUCCAGUAUUAGUAUACAUACUUGGGCCCUUGGCUCCUAAGUGGAGCAUAGACCAUCAAUGGCCUCCCAUCACCAUCGUCCUCUGAAGUCGAUGGUCUGGUUGGAGUUCAUCAAUGUUCCUAUAUCACUGUACAGGGGAUUGGCCUAGACAGCUUCAACAGAGCCCCGUUAGCCAGCAUUCAUGUGUGUUACAGAAAAUAUAGCCUGUCUGCAUUUGAGAUUCAUCGAAUGGAGGGUUAAUGUCUGUGUAGGAGCAAAGGGUUACAUCGAUCACGGAGUGUGUUUAUGUAGUAUCAUGGACUGGAGGACCCAUACUCUGGUGUACUGUUCUAUGUCUAAAGUUACUGAACUGGGGGUGCAGAAACAAUGGAAGUAUAUUUGAAAAAGGAUAAUGAAACAAAUACCAGAGCUUUGACUAAAGUCAUAGAACCUUACAUGUUAAUUGUUUCUAACUUUGCAGAUGCUAUCUGAUCUGUUGACUGUUUCCAACAUUUUUUGAUUUGUUCUUCCCGUUAGGCCAUUGGUGUUUAGCACAGCAAUGAAGAUCCUCCAUCUCUGGCAGUGUUCAGGGCUUCCUUCAUCAUGUUGGUAGCUCCUUCUCAUUUUCACUACUGUCAGUCAUGCAAGUCCCGGGUGGAAACUCAGGACUACUGUCACACUCCGACGUAGAAGGAUUCAUCACUGCUGUAUCUGUAACAAAUGAUUUUUAACCAAUCAGCAUUGUUAGCCCUGAGCUGAACCCCUGAACCUGGAGGACUAGUGGACCACUCUUAGUCUGGCCUCUACCCUUUGACCUGUUUGGCAUGGGUGACCCUACCGAGAGCCAAAGCAUAAAGCCCCAACUCCAGCCAACAUCGCUCUCCAGGUCAUUGAGGCACGCAAGCCUCCAAACCCCAUGACGAGGUUCUGGUCCUCUAGGAGGAUUUUCUGUUUUACUUCCAAAGUAAACUAGUGCACUUUCAAGUAAUUCUGUUCUCUCUGAUGCAGUGCCAAACAGGUUUGAUGUUCAGAUAAAGGCCAUUAAAAGCUGCAGGAGAAAUAGAAACAGGCCACAUUAAAUUGUUGUUUUCCUGCCUAAAGGUAUUAAAUAGGAAAACAACUCCCGUCACAUGAAAGCUGAACAAGAUCUUUAGUACUGUGCACAAUUCUGGGCAUCUCGUGAUAAAACAGUGCAAGUUGAUUCUUUUGGAUAGUCGCAGUGGAGGAAAGGAAUUUGAGAAGUUGUAACUUCUCCCCCAAGGCUUUCAAAAUCAGCCUUUCAUAACAGCUUUUCGUUUAAGUGUCAUUGGGAUGUAGAAUUUUCUGCAUUUCCAGUUGCGGUGAUGAAGAACAUUUGGAGGUGGAAUCAUACCUGACCCUGUUGCUGACACAAGAAAUUCAUUCCACUAAAAUUAGCCAGACCUGAGCGAGGGGAUUAUUUCACUUAGCCUCGGGGCUGACAAGCUUCAACUACUUUAUGCAGAGUUGGCACAAUGAAUAGCUCCCAGUCUGUUGUCCUUCAGGAAUUAUCAAAGAGACAGGUCUUAAAUAGAACGGCAGUGAUGUGUUCUGACCCCAUCACCAUCCUCCGAGGACAACUGUAGCCAAAGACAAUUUAUUAGUCUGCUCUGUAGCUCAUGACAAUCUCCCUUUUCUGUACUGUGAGCCUUAUUGUUGACAAUUGUGUGUGUGUGUGUAUGUAACUCAUUGAACCCCAGAAAAAGACCAUAAGAUAUAGGAGCAGAAUUAGGCCAUUUGGCCCAUCGAGUCUGCUCUGCCAUUUCUUCAUGCCUGAUCCAUUUCCCUUUCAGUCCCAAUCACCUGCCUUCCACACUGUAUCCCUUCAUGCCCUGACUAAUCAAGAAUCUAUCAACCUCUGCCUUAAAUAUACAUAAAGACUUUGCCUCCUCUACUGCCUUUGGCAAAGAAUUCUACAGAUUCCACUCUCUGGUUAAAGAAAUUCCUCCUCAUCUCCAUUCUAAAAGGAUGCCCCUCUAUUCUGAGCUGCAUCCUCUGGUCUUAGACUCUCCCGCCAUAGGAAACAUCCUCCACAUCCACUCUAUCAAGGCCUUUCACCAUUCGAUAGAUUUCAAUGAGGUCACCCCUCAUUCUUCUGAAUUCUAAUGACUACAGGCCCAGAGCCAUCAAAUACUCUUCAUAUGACAAGCAAUUCAAACCUGGAAUUAGUUUUGUGAACCUACUUUUUUUUUGAACCCGCUCCAGUGUCAGCACAUCCUUUAUAAGGGGCCCAAAACUGUUCACAACACUCCAAGUGAUGCCUCACCAGUGCUUUAUAAAGCCUCAACAUUACAUCCUUGCUAUGAUAUUCUAGUCCUCUUGAAACAAAUGCUAACAUCACAUUUGCCUUCCUCACCACAGGCUCAACCUGCAAAUUAACCUUUAGGGAAUCCUGCACGAGGAUGUAAAAGUUUGGCCGACGAAAGAUUAACUUUGUUCUGCCUCUGCAGAUGCUGGCUGGCCUGCUGAAUAUAUAAACGUUUACUGUUUAUAUUUCACAUACCAAUAACCAGAGUAUUUUUGUUUAGUUUAAUUUGACGCAGAAACUGAAUUCUUAGUACAAUGCGUGGUUGAGUUUGCCUGUCACAACAGCCGGAGUUUUUACCAGUUCUGUUGUUUUAGCUGGAGAAUUGCUGGCAGCUUUAUUGUGAGAGUUGUGAUUAUUUUUCAUCCAGCCAAUCAUUAAACGCCAGGGUUUUUGAAACCACAAACUGCCAGAACUUCGUAUCAGGUGCUAUCUGGUGAGAUUCAAACAGCUCUCUGAAAAUAGUAUUUUCUUCAUUAAGUUUUCUGUUUUCCUGCAGCCCUGUUACAAAUUCAGUCAACAGCUUGUCUAUUUAUAAUUCAAUUAUUUAUGACCUACUUACAAGUUUUUGCUUUGCUACGCUCCCAGAGUUUAUCUUCACAAUGAGAUGGGGUAAGGGGAAGUGGUGGAUAUGGCAGACCUUCAGAGAGUGCAGGGUCUGGCGAGGUCCGUCUUAUUUAAUCUACAGUUCAAUGUCAGGGCAAUUGGAGCUACAGUUCAGACUGGAAUGGCAAGAUACCUGCAGCUGUUUAAUGCAGUACUGAGUAAGGAAGGCUGCAACGUACGGACAGAAGAUUGUUACCAGGAUAAAUUUCGGAUAUUGAUCAUUUAUGUUUUAUGUACAUAAAUACUAUUGUAUUUGUUAAAGUUUCCUGUAAAUGCUGCAAGAAAAUGAAUCUCGAGGUAGCAUAAGAAGACAUGUACAUACUUUGAUAAUACAUUUUAUUCAAUAGUGUAGUGGUUAGCACAAUGCUUGACAUGACAGGUGACCCCGGUUCAAUUCCUGCCACGGCCUGUAAGGAGUUUGUGCCCGCGUGUGUUUCCUCUGGGUGCUCUGGUUUCCUCUCACAAUCCAAAGACGUACCGGUUGGUAAACUAGGUUAGGAGCAAAUUGGGGGAUUGCUGAGCAGUGUGGCUCGAAGGGCAGAAAGGGCCUAUUCCACACUGAAUCUCGAUGAUUAAAUAGAUAGAUCCAAGAUUCAAUAGAUACAGUAUAUUUUAAGUGGAAUUUACCAGCUGUUGGAACAUUAAAAAUCGCUUUAAGAUGUAACAACUGCGGAGAGUCAAUGGAACCAUGAUGGGAGUCAGAACAAAACAUUUUACAAUAUACAAAAAGUAGACAUUCUGCUUGGAUUUUAGAAAAUGGAAUAGAGAAAAUGUUCUGGGAUGUUACCUAGGUGAGCCUCUCCAUGGGGCUUGACAAGAUACAUGCAGAAUUGAUGUUUCCUCCGGUCAGGACAUCUAGAACACAGUCUGAAAAUAAGUGAAGAACUUUGGAAUUCAUUACCAAAGAGUGUGGUGAAGGCUCCAUCACUGAGUGUAUCCAAGGCAGGGACAGUUACACUCUCAGUGAUACUGCGUUAACACAGCACAGGAAACAUACUGUUUUAAAUAUUCAGUAGUGGAGCAGGCUUAGAAAGCCUGAAUGGCAUGCUCUUGCUUCUAUUUCUUACGUUCACAACAUCUCUGAAAAUGUGCCUUUAUGUUUAAAAGUACUAAAUUGACUAACAGUAAAAUGGUGGCUGGGCUGGUGACCUCCUGCCCAAAGUCCCCAGUCGUUUUCACCCCAGUCACCCAACUCUUUUCCUACAGCCCCGUAAUGUUCUGGUGGGGGGGGGGGGUAACAAAAAUAAUGAAAUGUUUGAGGAAGAAAUACUCAAGUGUUUAUUAGAAUUAUCCAGGAGGUCACAGGUGCUCUUAACUAUUACUUUGUGAGGAAAUCUGCCCUCAAUAACGGGCUCAGUCCAGCCGCCCGCAGUAGCAAGAGCACUCACCGAGCCAACUCAUGCUGUUGGGGAAAAGUACCGCCUAACAUUACUUUUCCUUUUAAUUAAUUAUCGUUUAAAUUCAUACCCUGAUCCUCAAUCGUUUAAACUCUAAUAAUCCACUUUAUUCACUGUUUAACAGUCUUAGAGACUUGUGUUUGCUUAACCCCACACCUGCUUCAGAGGCUCCGGGCUGGUCAUCAUCUGCCAUUGGGUGGGUUUCAGAGACCCUCGUGUGGCAGGAGAGGCCAUGUACCCCAGGUGAGUAAUAAAAGACAGGGCGGGACACUGGGACUGGCUGCAUGGGUCAGCGAAACAGUAUGUGACACUUGCACUGGGGGUGUGAGAUAGAGACCCGGGGGAAGGGCGUCGGGUCUGGGAAGUCCAGAGAGUCAAGUUGGGGCUUACACUUGCCCACGUAGUGAUCUGGCUUAAAUUUUCAGCUGUAUGUAUUUUUAAAACUUUUCACGACUGAGCACUCUGUAAUAGGAGAGAUCAUAUGCGGCGGCGCGUUCCUGUUUGAUCAUUUAAACAGACUGCGCUUUGCAAUUUUCAAGCCAAAUGGUCCGAUUUUGGUAAUGGAAUAUUACUGUGAAAAUGAGCCAGAUAUCAGGGAAGCCACUCCAGGCGCUGCUCAAUAGGGAGGGCUCCUCGGCAGGAGUGAGCACUAGAGCCAGUGUCUGGUCCGUUUGUUUUACGUGCGGUCACCGCUUCCUCGCUGCGACCUUCCAGAGAUCUGAGUGCACUGCUGGCAUUUAGGGGGAACAACCGUGGCACCCACCGACUGCGGGGAGUCGGACUGCAGGGGCUCCAGGCAGGGUCCGGCCCAAGCAGCGGGGGUCUGCCUGUGCAAUCGAGAGCCGAGCCCACCGCGGCCUCAAGCUUCAGCCCCAAGGACACAAAAGAUGGACUGAAAGUCAAAGCCGGUGACAUCACUGGCGGAGCCAUCCUCCGCCAGCAGGAGAAGCGGCGGCUGCUCCGCGGGGGAAGAGCCCGGAGCCGGAGCGGAGAAUGUGAAUGGUUUGGAGACCCGGAGCCCGCACUCAGUCAGGAUGCGGCCGCCGCUACUGCUGCUGCUUUUACUGUGCGGACUCGGCUCUGCCGGCGCUGGCGGCGGCUCCUGGAACUCCAGCGGCAGCGACGGGGAGGAGAAGGAGGGGGUGCCGGAGCCGGGAUCCCGGGAGCGAAGCGGCAAUGGCUCAGAGCCCGGAGAGGAGGCGCUGGUGCCGGGAGCCCAAGAAAGGGAGAACGGUGGCGACGCGGAGCCCGGGGAGGUGGGUAGCGAACUGGAGGAAACCACCUGCGCCUACAAGGUGCUGCUGAACGGGAGGGGAGCCGAGCGGGUGUGCUUCAGGAGCACGGACAGUGGCUUCAGCUGCGGCCCGGGCAGCUGCCGACUCUACCGGUCGGGCCGCUCGCUGGUGGCCAACGUGCUGGCGAACAGCAGCGUCUUCCUGCAGUGGCGGCCGCCCCGCCUGCGGCAGCUGCGGGGCUUCAGGCUGAACUGCAGCUGGAGCGGCCUCUACACUCGCUUCCAGUGCGACAGCGUGCAGCUCGGCGUCGCCUGCCGAGACUACCUGCUCAGCAACGUACACGACAGCGUGGACUACCGCAUCUGCCUGCACACCCUCUACAACAACGCCAGCCAGCGCGACGAGGACUGCCUACAGUUCAGGGCCGAGCCUGCCGGCAUGCAGGACAUUGUCAUCGCCAUGACGGCGGUCGGCGGCUCCAUCUGCGUGAUGCUGGUGAUCAUCUGCCUCCUAGUGGCCUACAUCACCGAGAACAUCAUGCACCCCGCCUUGCCCAGGUCCUCGUCCAAGCGGGGCCACGGCGACCACAGGAUGACCACAUAGAACCGGGAGAGGGGAGCAGAAGGGGACCCAGAGCCUCUGCAGACGCCGGAGGCUGCGGGUGUCGGAACCUGGAGCAACAGGCAAGAUGCUGGAGGCAUCAUUUUGUGGAGGGAAACGGGACAGCCGGGACCUUCAUUCGGACUGGUGAACCCGAACUGUCCAUUGAGAGUCUUUUGGCAGCUCCCCGCGCCUCUCACGACGUGACUCCCUUACCCCGGUGCUGGAUUCGGGGAGAGGGAGAAAUGAGGCUGGACGACUAUUCCCGUUUGUGUUGCAGAUGCUGCUUCAGACUGACUCGGGAGACGGAGGGGCUCCGCUGGAGCAGGGGAUCCCUGGCUGGGAGGGACGCUUCAGCAAGCCGCCUCACCUCUAUCAUUUCACCCUAAACUCCCCUCUAUCAGACGGUCACUUUGCUGCGAAAUGGACCCGUCCCAGGACUUAAGCACAAAACAAUAAUGUUAGAAACCGUUGAUCUCUCCGGAUCAAAACGCGUGCCCGGUUUAAUUUUUUAAAGGUUUAUUUUGAAUAUUUAAGAGCGGAAUCGUCUGUGUGUUUAUCGGUUGUAGGAAAUUAAAACACAAACGUUGAGUGUUA
Molecule: messenger RNA, 10170 nt
Organism: Hypanus sabinus (Atlantic stingray)
Lineage: Eukaryota; Metazoa; Chordata; Chondrichthyes; Myliobatiformes; Dasyatidae
Gene: fndc10
Product: fibronectin type III domain containing 10
Exons: 1
Coding region: 8773-9576 (267 amino acids)
Source: RefSeq, a predicted model, not a curated record